Messenger RNA from Pyrgilauda ruficollis (rufous-necked snowfinch), 1398 nucleotides. RefSeq names its product transmembrane protein 74 (gene TMEM74). The coding region runs from base 208 to 1158 and encodes 316 amino acids. NCBI's taxonomy places the organism in Eukaryota, Metazoa, Chordata, Aves, Passeriformes, Passeridae. The transcript has a single exon. The record is from RefSeq and is a predicted model, not a curated record.
AAAAGAAAUGAAUGUCAGAGAGGAUUUGUUUAAUCAUUUAACAGCUGACACAAACCAUGUCCCUAACAAAACGUUGGUGAAAAAGUGGUGAAGAAGAUUUCUGGGAUACAGCAGCGCCAGUACUGUGAAGCUGCUUCUGCAGGUCAGGAGCAGCAUUUGCUGGAGGAUGCCAUAGCCCAGGAGGUGACGCUCGUGAGGACGAGGUCGAUGGCUUGCAUGGAGCUUCUCUACCUGGCCGAGGAGAGCAGACAGGUGCCCCUGGUCACCGCUACUGGCUGGAGCCUGCCUCCCCAUCCCUACGAGCAGCAGCAGUGUGAGGGGGGUGAGGUGGACCCCAGAGCAGCCACUGCUGUGGCAGCCCUGCACUGUGAACGGCACUGCAAGCCCUUGCAGAGGGGUCGUGUGGCUGAGCCCCCCCUGGCACCCCAGCCCUCCUCCCUGGGCAGCUCGCCCCAGGAGCACCCUGCCCUCUCCAGCACGUCCCAGCCCUGCCACCCAGCCGAGUGCUUGCCUGGGGAAGAGGAUGGAGGGAAGAAGAAAGCCUGCUGCUGUGCCCAGGAACUUGAGACAUCGUUCACCUAUGUGGAUGAAAAUGUAAAUCUGGAGCAUGCAAGAAGUCCCCCCAGUCCUACAGGUGGCCAGGAUGCUCCUCUGCAGCAUCAUUCCUGCAGGGAGCUGCCACCUGAAUGGGCGCACGAUUCUCCUUCCUUGGUCUCCGAGGAGGAUGAUGCUGCCUCGGAGGCAGCAGCUGGGAAAUCUGUUGACUAUGGAUUCAUUAGUGCCAUUUUGUUCCUGGUUAGUGGCAUUUUGCUGGUGAUAAUUUCCUACGUGGUACCCAGAGAUGUGACUGUGGAUCCCAACACUGUGGCUGCCCGGGAGAUGGAGAGGCUGGAGAUCGAGAGCGCAAGGAUCGGUGCUCACUUGGACCGCUGUGUUAUCGCUGGGCUGUGUCUCUUAACCCUGGGGGGCGUGGUGCUCUCCAGCCUGCUGAUGAUGUCCAUGUGGAAAGGGGAGCUGUACCGGAGGAGCAGGUUUGCAUCCUCCAAGGAGUCUGCCAAGCUGUAUGGAUCUUUCAAUUUUAGAAUGAAGUCUGGAGCAAAUGAUAAUAUGCUCGAGCUGUCGUUAGUUGAGGAAGAUGUGCUUGCCAUAGAUAAUUAGUGUGGUCAUGAUUUUUAAGGCAGCAUUUCUACAGGAAAAUAUGUUUCAUUAAAGAAAGCAGAUGCAGCUAAAGAUAGCUGGUGAUGCAGUUUAUUUGUCUGACAAGAAUGGUGUUAUCUUAAGCGCUAUAAUCAAAUGUUUGCAAUAUAUGAGUACUUGUUGUAAAGGGGAACUGUGCCAGAUGAAAUGCAAAUGAUAUAAAAUAAUGAAAACCACUGAAUAAAAAGAGACUUAUGAUAA